Clavispora lusitaniae ATCC 42720 is the source of this 1365-nucleotide messenger RNA. RefSeq names its product Eukaryotic aspartyl protease family protein. Lineage: Eukaryota; Fungi; Ascomycota; Pichiomycetes; Serinales; Metschnikowiaceae. The record is from RefSeq and is a predicted model, not a curated record.
AUGGCUAGCAUAGCCGGCAUUUUUCUAUUUUUCCCUUCUUUUUUGUCCUUCUGCUCUUUUCAUUGUUUUUUCAAUCUUCUCAUGCGUUGGGCAAUUCUUCUUCCCAUUGCCACUGCGGCUGCUCAAUUCACUUAUCGGUCUUUGAACAAGACAGACGAGGUUCUUGACCAAACCCCUGGUGUUUCCAUUAGCUCUCAGUCCGUGGAAGUAUACUUCGGUCUUGGACAACUGGCUUUACUCAUUCCUCCAGUGAUGAACGGAACUAAUGGAGGAAAAGUCUUGAGGCCAUCCUUCAACGACUCUGACUACACUUACCAUAAUUCUUACACAGACGACCCGCUCUUUGGGAAUGACAAAGUUGUAGUGAACGGAUUUGAACUUCAGAAUUUCACCUUCGAAGAUUACAACUCUCCCCUUCAGAAUCUCGAUAUGGUGUACGUUGGCCUUGCUUUGUCGUCGUACUACUCUGAGGGAGAUGAAAUUUCUGUUCUUGACUCUUUGCAGAACUCCGGCUACAUCAGCACGAGGUCUUUCUCUCUCUUCCCUAGAAGAAGCUCUCCACAAAAUAUGUCUGAUGCCCUUUUUGGUGCCGUUGACCACGGAAGAUACGAAGCACCUUUAAUCAAAUUCAAGAAUCUUGGCGACUACUCAGAAGCUCUAGAUGACUUCGACUAUCCAACUCUUUUGAUGGAUGGUAUGUCAGGUUACAACUUUCUGAUUGCAACUCAGCACCCUGUGGAAAUUACCGAAAAUAAGUGGAACUUUCCGCGUGACUAUCACGGCGCUUUGGAAAACUAUUUUCUGUCCAGAUACGGCUUCAACAUUUCCUCUCCGGAGGUUCCGUGUCUGAUUAAGGACCUGGUUGAGACUUUGUCCUUCUAUUUCAGUGGAGUCGAGUACCGUAUGCUGGAAGCUGAUCUCUUCAUCUCUAUAGAUUAUGAAGGUUCAACAAUUUGUGCUUUCUUGGGCUUUGCGGAAGACUACUCAGGGCUGUUCCAAAUCGGAAGAGCUAUGUUCAGCGAUCAUUAUAUGGUAGUGGACUACGACCAUGACGAAAUUGCCAUUGCCCCUACUGCAACAAAGUCCAACCCUGAAACCAUAGAGCAAAUCGUCACUGGAAUUCCUCUGGCCAUUCCAGCAAAGUACUACAAUACAACCACUCCAUAUUAUGGAACUGAAAGCGCAGUUCAUGUUACAUACUCUAUGUACACAGGCAGCCAGGAAACGACUUCUUCCUCGACCCCAACGGAAACUAAAUCUGGCGACGGCACAAAGUCCAGUUCAUCUAAGGCAGGUGGAAAUAAAAAUGCUGGCGGAAUCCUUGUCUUCAUUUCUUGUGCUCUUGGAGCUUUGAUGAUGUACUAA